AUGCUGCGAAUAUCGCUCACGGAUUGUGCAUGCUUCCUCUCGAAGAGGGGGGUCGCUGCCUGGAUCCUCUUCAGCCCUUGCUGCCUCGACGGAAGACUCCCCCGCUCGCACUGCGUUGACACCCGACCCUCGAGAACUUACCAACGAGGAGCGGAUGUCAAUGCUAAGCCAGCGGAGGUAGAGCGGGCCUCAGAAGCCCAUGGUUUCCUUUUGAAAACUUUAAUAAAAAAACAACACAACCUCGGAGAGAGGCAGCAAUGGAGCAUGCGGAUUACGAUGGCAGCGCCAACACUCUCGAAAGCUCCACCUCAGCAUUUCAUUCAACAGCUGAUUCAUCAACGGCCACCACGUGUCAUCGUCAAGGAGUCAAGGUGA
Molecule: messenger RNA, 375 nt
Organism: Nezara viridula (southern green stink bug)
Lineage: Eukaryota; Metazoa; Arthropoda; Insecta; Hemiptera; Pentatomidae
Source: the annotation of a GenBank genome assembly